This is a messenger RNA of Drosophila subpulchrella, 530 nucleotides long. RefSeq names its product A-kinase anchor protein 14-like. The record is from RefSeq and is a predicted model, not a curated record. Bases 50 to 457 code for a protein of 135 amino acids. Lineage: Eukaryota; Metazoa; Arthropoda; Insecta; Diptera; Drosophilidae. The transcript is spliced from 2 exons.
CAUCUCUCUGAGCUUACCCCAAAAACAACCAACCAAAAACCAACUCAAGAUGUUCAAAUUCGUUGCUGUCAUCGCUCUCCUGGUUGCCACCGCCAGUGCUGGUCUGAUCGAGACCCACCAUGUGGUGCAUGAGCCCGUCCUGGCCAAGGUUGGAUCGGUGGUGCACUCUUCUCCCUCGGCGGUGUCCCACCAGAGCAUCACCCAAGUUCACAGCAAGCCAGUGGUGCAGCAAGUGGUUGCCCCCAUCGUGAAGACCACCACCUACUCCCAACCCGCCGUGGCUGUCCAUGCUGCUCCAGUGGUUCACUCCGUUCCUGCUGUCCAUGCCGCUCCAGUCGUCCACUCCGUCCACUCCGUCCACUCCGUUCCCGUGGCCCAUGGCGCUCCAGUCGUCCACUCCGUCCACUCCGUGCCGGUUUUGCACUCCGCUCCUCUGGCUUACACCCUCCACCAUUAAAUUUCCAAAUGUGAUACAGUAUUUACCAUUUUUUGUUUAAAUAAAUGUUUUUCGUUUUGUCAUAACAAGUUAA